Messenger RNA from Oryza brachyantha (malo sina), 981 nucleotides. RefSeq names its product NADPH-dependent aldehyde reductase-like protein, chloroplastic. The coding region runs from base 1 to 789 and encodes 262 amino acids. Gene Ontology annotation, molecular function: oxidoreductase activity. The transcript has a single exon. The record is from RefSeq and is a predicted model, not a curated record. NCBI's taxonomy places the organism in Eukaryota, Viridiplantae, Streptophyta, Magnoliopsida, Poales, Poaceae.
AUGGCCACGACCUCCACUCCGGCGCAGGCCGCAGCGGCGGCGGCUCUGCCACUCUCCGGCCGCGUGGCCAUCGUCACCGGUGCAUCGCGCGGCGUCGGCCGCGCCAUCGCCGUCCACCUAGCCUCGCUCGGUGCCAGCGUCGUCAUCGGCUACGCCUCCAGCUCCGGGCCGGCCGAGGCGCUGGCGGCCGAGCUCCCGAGCGCGGUGGCGGUGAAGGCCGACGUCUCCGACGAGGCCGGCGUGAGGUCCCUUUUCGACGCCGCCGAGUCGGCCUUCGGCGGCGGCGCGGCGCACAUUCUGGUGGCCUGCGCCGGCCUCGCCAUCAGUACGUACCCCGAGCUCGCCGCCACGUCCGCCGCGGACUUCGACGCCGCGUUCGCCGUGAACACCCGCGGCGCGUUCCUGUGCCUCCGCGAGGCCGCCAACCGGCUGCGCCGCGGCGGCGGGGGCCGGGUCGUGGCCGUGUCGUCCACGCUGGCGGCGACGCUGCUGCCCGGGUACGCGGCGUACGCGGCGUCGAAGGCCGCCGUGGAGGCGAUGGUGCGGGUGAUGGCGAAGGAGGUCGGGCCGUCACGGGUGACGGUGAACUGCGUGGCGCCGGGCCCCGUGGCGACGGAGCUGUUCUUCGCCGGGAAGAGCGAGGAGGCGGUGGAGAGGUUCAAGGCCGCGAACCCGAUGGGGCGGCUCGGCGAGGUCGGCGACAUCGCGCCGGUGGUCGGAUUCCUCUGCACCGACGCCGCCGAGUGGGUCAACGGCCAGGUGAUUCGAGUCAACGGCGGCAUUGCCUAGCUUGGCGACUAUUUAAUUUUCUCUAUGUAUUGAGAGAUGAUUGAUAGAUAAAUUGAAGAAAAUAAAAUAAGCAGUUUUGCUACUAUAGGAUAUGAUUAUACACUGUUUACGUUUGCAGCUGAAAAUGAACACAAUUGUUUGUAACAUUGUAUCCCCUUUGUUAAAAUUAGUCAACUUUUCAAGAAAUCUAAA